This is a messenger RNA of Heteronotia binoei (common prickly gecko), 930 nucleotides long. Its product is annotated as olfactory receptor 10A7-like. Gene Ontology annotation, biological process: G protein-coupled receptor signaling pathway. The transcript has a single exon. The record is from RefSeq and is a predicted model, not a curated record. Gene Ontology annotation, cellular component: membrane. Lineage: Eukaryota; Metazoa; Chordata; Lepidosauria; Squamata; Gekkonidae. Bases 1 to 930 code for a protein of 309 amino acids. Gene Ontology annotation, molecular function: olfactory receptor activity; G protein-coupled receptor activity.
AUGAUAAAAGAGAAUCACACAGCACUAUCUGACUUCAUUCUCCUUGGAUAUUCUGAAUUUCCUGUUCUACAGGUUCUGCUCUUUAUGGUGUUCCUUUUCAUCUAUGUGGGCAUCAUAUUAGGAAAUGGACUUACAAUUUAUGUUACCUUGACUGAUGCUGCUCUAGAUAGCCCAAUGUAUUUCUUUCUGAGGAAGCUAUCCUUUCUGGAGAUCUUCUACACCUCAAUCACCCUCCCAAAGAUGCUGGUUAACUUUCUGGCAGAAAACAAGAACAUCUCCUUUGUUGGCUGUGCUGUCCAAAUGUAUGCUAUGUAUGUACUAGCAAGCACAGAGUGCUUCCUUCUGGCUGCAAUGGCCUAUGAUCGAUAUGUGGCCAUAUGUCACCCCUUACAUUAUAAACUUAUAAUGAGCAGGAAGGUCUGUUUAAGACUUGUUACUGGGCCAUUGACUCUUAGCAUGCUUGUGCACAUGGGGCAAACAUACCUGCUGUUUACACUGCCUUUUUGUGGCUCUCGUGAAAUUGACCAUUUCUUCUGUGAUUUGAGUCCAGUGCUGGAGUUGGCUUGCGCUGACAUUUUUGUGAAUGAAGUUUAUUUGUUUGCAGCUUCCAUAGUUAUCCUAAUCCUCCCAUUUUUCCUUAUUGUUGCGUCUUACAUAAAGAUCAUCUCCACCAUUCUGAAGAUGCCUUCAGUAGAAGGUCAGAAGAAAAUGUUUGCUACUUGCUCCUCACACAUCAUCAUGGUAUCUUUAUUCUAUGGCUCAGCAAUUAUUGCCCAUCUGACUCCCAGAUCGAAAGAGACAAAAGAUAUCAACAAAUGGCUUUCUUUGUUCUAUGCCAUUUUAGUCCCAAUGUUUAACCCGCUUGUAUAUACCUUGAGAAACAGAGACGUGAAGAACUGCAUGAAGAAACUGUUUCAUAGAAAACUUUGA